Molecule: messenger RNA, 710 nt
Organism: Periophthalmus magnuspinnatus
Lineage: Eukaryota; Metazoa; Chordata; Actinopteri; Gobiiformes; Gobiidae
Gene: gtf2a2
Product: general transcription factor IIA, 2
Exons: 4
Coding region: 176-505 (109 amino acids)
Biological process (GO): transcription initiation at RNA polymerase II promoter; RNA polymerase II preinitiation complex assembly
Cellular component (GO): transcription factor TFIIA complex
Molecular function (GO): TBP-class protein binding; RNA polymerase II general transcription initiation factor activity
Source: RefSeq, a predicted model, not a curated record
GUGAGUGAUGGGGAGCAGAAGAACAGUGCUGUUUGUUGUGGAGGGAAGCUGUUAGUGCUAGUUUAGCUUUAGCUGUAGCAGGAGAUUCUCGUGUUUUACUCCCAGGUUUUUAGUGCGUGCGUGUGUUAAAUCGCGGCUGCCUCAGUGAGUCGUUUUGUUGACGUGAGUUGAUGAGAUGGCGUACCAGCUGUACAGGAACACCACGCUGGGAAACAGUCUGCAGGAGAGUCUGGACGAGCUCAUCCAGACCCAGCAGAUCACCCCUCAGCUGGCUCUCCAGGUGCUGUUGCAGUUUGAUAAAGCCAUCAAUACAGCACUGGCCAACCGUGUCCGCAACAGAGUCAACUUCAGAGGCUCCCUGAACACCUACAGGUUUUGUGAUAAUGUGUGGACGUUUGUUCUGAACGAUGUGGAGUUCCGAGAGGUCACAGAUUUGGUCAAAGUGGACAAAGUCAAGAUUGUGGCAUGUGACGGCAAAAAUUCUGGCUCAAAUGCGCCGGAGUGACGCUCUCAGGACUUGUGUUUGGACCUUUAUUUUAUUUAUUGGAGCAGAGGCACUGCUGUGUGUGAGCGUGUGCAUGUGGGCAUGUGCACGUGACCAGUCUGUGCACAUCACACUUUCUUUUUUUACAGAAUCAUUUGACACCAUGCUUGUGUUGGGCUUGCUAUUAUCGAGCUGCAUUAUCUUUAAUAAAAAUAUGUACAAAUUA